Clarias gariepinus (North African catfish) is the source of this 2207-nucleotide messenger RNA. RefSeq names its product solute carrier family 29 member 2 (gene slc29a2). NCBI's taxonomy places the organism in Eukaryota, Metazoa, Chordata, Actinopteri, Siluriformes, Clariidae. The record is from RefSeq and is a predicted model, not a curated record. Gene Ontology annotation, biological process: guanine transport; adenine transport; thymine transport. The transcript is spliced from 13 exons. Gene Ontology annotation, molecular function: nucleoside transmembrane transporter activity. The coding region runs from base 41 to 1408 and encodes 455 amino acids. Gene Ontology annotation, cellular component: basolateral plasma membrane; plasma membrane.
CCACAGUCCAAAGAUAUGCAGGCAGAACUGGUGAAUCAACAUGCUGUGUGCAUCAGAUAAAGGGGGCCUUGUAGCCCUCAUCUUUUUCAUUCUGGGCAUGGGAACACUUCUUCCAUGGAAUUUCUUCAUCACUGCCUUCAAUUAUUUCAACGAACGACUAAAUACAACAUCGUCAAGCAAUGUUUCGGAAUCUGACCAGACAGACCCAUACAUGUUCGACAACAUGUGUGUGCUGCUUUCCCAGCUUCCUUUGCUGUUGUUCACUUUGCUGAACUCAAUUCUCUACCAGCAUAUUGCAGAAAAGAUAAGGAUAGGUGGCAGUAUGGUCUUCAUUUUACUGCUCUUCCUCCUCACAGCCACUUUAGUGAAAGUCAAAAUGGAACAGGAUCUUUUCUUCUCCAUCACAAUGGCAACCAUCUGGUUCAUUAGCAUGUUUGGGGCAGUGCUUCAGGGCAGUCUGUUUGGUCUGGUUGGGAAAUUUCCUCCAAAAUAUAGCUCAUGGUUUAUGAGUGGUCAGGCCUUGGCUGGCAUCUUCUCUGCACUUGCCAUGUUGAUGUCAAUGAUCUCUAAAACAGACAACGAGAGUGCGGCUUUAGGCUACUUCAUUACUCCCUGUGCUGCCACACUUCUCACACUGUGCUGUUACUUAGUGCUGCCUCACCUGAAAUUUGCUGGACUUUAUUUAGACAAUGGAACAAAAAACAAAGAGACUAAGCCAGAUUUGGAUCUGAAACAAAAAGAGAAUGUUACCUUGGUCAAAAUCAAGGCCACUGACUCUGAGUACGCUGCAGAUGGUCCAGUUAAAAGCAUGUUAACUGAUCUGGAUGCUGUAGCCUUCAAGUCUAUGGAUGGAGCAGAGAAGCAAGAAGAAAAGUCACCCGUGUUGGCAGUGUUUAAAGAGAUUUGGGUGAUGGCCUUGUGUGUGACGAGCGUUUUCGCAGGCACGUUGUGCGUUUUUCCAGCAAUUACUGUUUUGGUGAAGCCAAAUGGCCUCUUUACAGGAACAAUGGCUGAAAUUUUUACGCCACUGUGUUGUUUCAUGGUCUUCAACGUAAUGGACUGGGUUGGCCGAAGUAUCACCUCUGUUUACCAGUGGCCCAGAAAGGAAAGCUGUCUGUUCCCCAUCCUUGUGGCAGCUCGACUGAUCUUCGUUCCUGCUCUCAUGUUGUGUAACAUUCCAUCUCGCACCUACUUGCCAAGUCUUUUCAAAAAUGAGUUUGCCUACAUAAGCAUCAUGUCAAUGUUUGCCAUGACAAGUGGAUAUUUUGCCUGUCUCUGCAUGUCCUAUGCUCCACAGUUGGUUAGGAGUAAGGAUGCAGAGACUGCUGGGGCUUUGAUGACCUUUUUCCUGGCAUUGGGGCUGUGUCUUGGAGGUGCAUUCUCAUUUGUCUUAAAGAAACUGCUAUAGUUUUGAGUGAUCACUCACUGGUCAUGUUACUGCUAUCCAAACAGCCACCCCGAUUAUAUCAGUGUGUUUUAGCCUAAAAGUAUAAAUUUUAGCCUGAAAAGUAGUUUUUUUAAUCACUGUGGGGAGCUAGCACUUCAUGCACCUGAAGACCAUGAUAAUUUCGUAUAGUCAAUUGUAAUCAUAAAGAAAAUGGUCUUAUAUUAUUUAAAUGACUUUUGGGAUUUAUGCAAGCUUCUUGUGCUGUUUUGUUUUAUAUUGACGACUGCAUUUUUUUUUACAAAGAAUAUUUAAAAGCAUUAAUUUUAUAAAUGAAAAAAAAAAACAUUUGUUACGCUUUUAUUCAUUUUAUCGAUUAUGUCAAUUGCACUGUAUUGUUUUAACUGUAAGUCAAGUUUUAUAUGUUUUUUUUAUUGUUUUUAAAAUUAAACUUUUGUAUUUUGGUAUACUUUCUAUAAAGUCUUGCAUUCAUUAUGGGCUCCUUUUCUCCAGAAGCAUAGUCAAGUUUGUGUCAGUGUCAACUUCCCUCCAGCAGAAUUAUAGUCUACUGUAUAAUCUCAGAUCACUUCACUGCAACGGCUAAAGAAUAAACAAAUUGUGUUCUGUACAAAGGUAUUAAGAAAACCAUCUGCAUAGCAGUCACCUGUCAUUUUAUGAGAAAUACCUGAUGCUGUGCUGACUAGUUGUGCUCCAAUGCAGACCUGUUUAAACUCUGCAUUGCUCAUGAAAGUUAAAACUUGAUGUUUAAUAAGCUGAAAACUGGAAAGAAUGCAAAGUGUUUAGACUGUGCAAUAUAUUAAUG